CGCCAUCUUGAGUUGCCAGCCUGGUCGCUCCGCUCCAACGUUAGCCUAGCGGCGGCAGCCGACCGCCAUCCCGACGCCGCAGCAGGUGACUGGGAAGUCGGAGCACGAGAUCGGAGCACACUGAUGGAUGCCAUGGCUAGUCCAGGAAAAGAUAACUAUAGAAUGAAAAGUUAUAAGAAUAAGGCUCUAAAUCCCCAAGAGAUGCGUAGACGAAGAGAAGAAGAAGGAAUACAACUACGAAAACAAAAAAGGGAGGAACAGUUGUUCAAACGCAGAAAUGUCUCUUUGCCCAGAAGUGAUGAAUGUAUGCCAGAAAGCCCUAUCCAGGAUCCAGAUAUCAGUUCCACUGUACCAAUUCCUGAGGAAGAAGUUAUUACCACAGACAUGGUUCAGAUGAUUUUUUCUAAUAACACUGAUCAACAACUAACAGCAACACAGAAAUUUAGAAAACUGCUUUCUAAAGAACCCAAUCCACCAAUAGACCAAGUUAUUCAAAAGCCAGGAGUUGUGCAGAGAUUUGUGAAAUUUCUUGAACGAAAUGAGAAUUGUACUUUACAAUUUGAAGCUGCAUGGGCAUUAACUAAUAUAGCGUCUGGAACAUUUCUGCAUACCAAGGUAGUGAUAGAAACUGGGGCUGUUCCAAUUUUUAUCAAACUUCUUAAUUCGCAGCAUGAAGAUGUUCAAGAACAGGCUGUUUGGGCACUUGGUAAUAUUGCUGGUGACAAUGCAGAAUGCAGAGAUUUUGUUUUGAACUGUGAAAUACUUCCACCUCUUUUAGAGUUAUUAACAAAUUCAAGCAGACUUACAACAACCAGAAAUGCUGUAUGGGCGCUCUCAAAUUUAUGUCGAGGCAAAAACCCUCCUCCAAAUUUUACUAAGGUUUCACCUUGCUUAAAUGUUCUAUCACGAUUGCUAUUUAGCAGUGACUCAGAUGUAUUAGCUGAUGUUUGUUGGGCCCUUUCUUAUCUCUCUGAUGGACCUAAUGAUAAAAUUCAAGCAGUUAUUGAUUCUGGAGUCUGUCGAAGAUUAGUGGAACUUUUGAUGCACAAUGAUUAUAAAGUUGUGUCACCUGCAUUAAGAGCAGUGGGUAACAUUGUGACUGGUGAUGAUAUUCAAACACAGGUGAUUUUGAACUGUUCUGCAUUGCCCUGUCUUUUACACUUAUUGAGUAGCCCAAAGGAAUCAAUUCGAAAAGAAGCCUGCUGGACAGUUUCUAACAUCACUGCAGGAAAUAGAGCUCAAAUUCAGUCUGUUAUAGAUGCAAAUAUAUUUCCUGUUUUGAUUGAGAUUCUUCAGAAAGCAGAGUUUCGCACUAGAAAGGAAGCAGCCUGGGCUAUAACGAAUGCUACAUCUGGAGGCACUCCUGAACAGAUAAGGUAUUUGGUUGCCUUAGGCUGCAUUAAACCACUUUGUGACCUUUUGACUGUUAUGGACUCUAAAAUUGUUCAAGUUGCUUUAAAUGGACUUGAAAAUAUUUUACGUCUUGGAGAGCAAGAAUCUAAGCAGAAUGGGAUGAGCAUUAAUCCUUACUGUGCUCUCAUCGAAGAAGCAUAUGGUCUGGAUAAAAUUGAAUUUCUGCAAAGCCAUGAAAAUCAAGAAAUUUACCAAAAGGCUUUUGAUCUGAUUGAGCAUUACUUUGGCGUUGAAGAAGAGGAACCCAGCAUUGUACCUCAGGUGGAUGAAAACCAACAACAGUUUGUUUUUCAGCAGCAAGAAACACCAAUGGAAGGUUUUCAUCUUUGACUUGGUAGGGUAAAAAAUAUCCAAAUAGCUGAAAAGGAUAGCUUGGAUAUUUCAUCUCUUUUGCAGUGUCAAUAAGAAUGUUUCCUGUGUAGUUACAAAGAACAGGAAAAAAAGAAUUUUAAGAAGCAAAAAAAGAGUUUUCCAUUCAGAUACAAUCUUCCCUUAUGAUUCUGUUUUCAUAUUGGUACGCCUAUAUUUAUGUCUUUUAUUAUUUUAUCUAUUUCUAUAACUUUGUGAAUAAUUAAGUACAUAAUGAAAUUAUUUAAGCUUAAAAAAACUUGGUAAAAUAUUACAUAAUAGUCAUCAUUUUGUCUAGCAUCUUUGGAAACUGCACAUUAGCAGUAUAGCUAUUGAUAAUUGCAUUUUGGCAGUAAGUCUGACACAUUCAUUCUCUUCUAAAUCUACCUCUAUCCUCAAGCAAGAAGUUACAGAAGCAGGAAAUUGUAUAAAAACUAAAUUAGAAUGUGAAAACACUUAUCACUUUAAUUAUAAGUCACUGUGCUAUAGGUUAUACUUUGCAAAAAAGUUACAACAAAAAGCCUAUAAAUUUAUUUAUAAAAAUAGAAAUAGUGUACUGUUAAUGUGACAAUUUUGAAGAGAAACUCUUCUUCAUAUUGAACACAUUAAAAUGAUUACACAUUUAAAUAUUUCAUUUUUAUCAUAUAAGUGCUAUUAGUAUCUUUUGUAUUUCAACCAAAUAUGCUACCAUUUUAUAGUAUUUUAUUACUUUUUCACUUUAUUUUAAAGAGUAACACGGAAGAGAUGCCAUCAAGAAUCUAAAGUACUGCAAAGUGAAAAAAUAUGUAGUUCUUUUUCUGAUUUCUUUCUGAGAUACUUUAUUCUUUCUCAGAGCAGUAACUGAAAUUCACUUUCUAUAUAAUAAUGAACUUGGGUACUUGAAUGGCAUUUUUUUCCUAAAGGAAAUACCUUGUUAUGUAUUAAAUGCUACUAAAUGCAGUUAAUCUUUGGACACAAAGGGAUACUAUUAGUGAAAAUUAUUAAGGAUUAUUUAAUAUAGUCAAAAUAUAUAUUAGAAAUUUGGGGCAUAUAGUACUCAGAGGGCCAUACUGCUGCUUGUUAUGAAUCAUUGUAUUAUCUUUCAUUUAUAUCAGGCUGAUCAAUAUAAUGUGUGUUUUAUAUAUUAACAGCAAAAACCUCAUUUUAAGCUGAAACUUUUGAAAAGUUUCAAAAGAAGAAGUACAUAUAUUUAUUUAUAGAUAUAUAUGUGUGUGUUAUUCUCACAGUACUAUUUGGUGGAUUUUUCUAAAAUAUAGUACUAUUAAACUUGAGUCUUUCAUUUAUAGUUAUAUGCAGGCUAUUUACAUUUCCAAGUACCAUAUCUUAAAUUCUUAUUUAAAAAUUAGUUUACAACUGUUCUAACAGGGAAACUAACACAUUUUUAUACAACUCAUAGUCUAUUCUGUGAUGAAAGAUUUCAUUUAUGAUAGCAUUUACUGAUAAUGUUUCUGCUGGAAAUCAGAGGCAUGUUCAAGAAAAAAUGUACAUAGGAGUACUUUUAAAUAGUCUGAUCUUUGUAAAUUAUUUAUCAUGAGUGAGGCUUUUGGCAAGACACUUAAAACUCACAGCUAUAAAACACAGGUUUGGAUGGUAUUUAUAAUGCUGACUGCAUUUACCAAACCUUUUUGUAUUGUUCAGUGGAGGGUUAUAUCUUGUGCCCUUUUAAAUGUAGUGGAAAUUAACAAGUGUAGUAUAAAAAGUUUUUCCUUUGCAUUAUGUAUAUUCAGAAGAACAGGGUAAUUAAAGAUUAUAUAAAAUUGAUGCUGAAUUUAUCAAAUAAACACUUGUGGUACAGAUGGUUCUAAAUAUCAGGUGACAGGGUAUAUUUCACUCUUGAACUUGUUAAUGCAGCGUACUUAAUUCAUAAACUUACCGGCUGUGCCUGUUGUUUUUCUUUAAUUGAGGAAUUUGUAGUCACAUUAAUAAGUAUCCAGGCCAAGUCUUUCAAACAAAAUUUUAAAACUUUUCAGUAAAACAAAACUUAUAUCUCUAAGAUUUAAAUUUGAGAUAUAGGCAUUUAAAAUAUAAGAUUUAUUUCAUUUCUUGUGUAGAUGUUUAGCUUUGAAUACAAGGGGCACUAUCAAAUAGUUGGGACCAAGUAUUUGCCUAGUGAUUAGAUUUUUGAAUCAAGAUUAGAAAAUACUUCUUAUAAUUUU
Molecule: messenger RNA, 3917 nt
Organism: Sorex fumeus (smoky shrew)
Lineage: Eukaryota; Metazoa; Chordata; Mammalia; Eulipotyphla; Soricidae
Gene: KPNA5
Product: karyopherin subunit alpha 5
Exons: 14
Coding region: 124-1743 (539 amino acids)
Biological process (GO): NLS-bearing protein import into nucleus
Cellular component (GO): cytoplasm; nucleus; nucleoplasm
Molecular function (GO): nuclear import signal receptor activity; protein binding
Source: RefSeq, a predicted model, not a curated record